Molecule: messenger RNA, 719 nt
Organism: Daldinia caldariorum
Lineage: Eukaryota; Fungi; Ascomycota; Sordariomycetes; Xylariales; Hypoxylaceae
Product: HIT-like protein
Exons: 5
Coding region: 196-597 (133 amino acids)
Biological process (GO): nucleotide metabolic process
Molecular function (GO): catalytic activity
Source: RefSeq, a predicted model, not a curated record
UGGGGUAGCUCUUGUGUGCCCCUCCAGGUGACGUCUGUGGUGUGAUCUCGGUGCCCUGUUCAGCAGUUUGCCCUACCAUUUAUCAAAUCCGACGAGAGCGUAUAUCUGGAAACAUCGAACCUAGUGAGCUAUCAAGCCAUCAAGGUCCACGUCCCCCUACAAAUCAAUUUGAUUCAUAGUCUCCUGCAAGUCAACAUGGCCGCCUGUGUCUUCUGCAAGAUUGUUAAGGGAGAAAUCCCCUCCUUAAAGCUCUUCGAGAGCGAGAAGACCUUUGCUUUCCUUGACAUUAGUCCUCUGAGCAGAGGCCAUGCUCUCGUCAUCCCCAAGUUCCACGGCGCUAAGCUGACCGAUAUUCCCGACGACCAGCUGAGCGAGAUCCUGCCCGUGGCCAAGAAGCUUGUCACCGCCACCGGUGCUACCGACUACAACAUCCUGCAGAACAACGGCCGCAUCGCCCACCAGGUCGUUGAUCAUGUCCACUUCCACAUGAUCCCCAAGCCAAACGACGAGCAAGGACUCGGAAUACGCUGGCCCCAGCAACCUACCGACAUGGAUGCGCUGAAGAUCUUGCACGAAGAGAUCAAGGCGAAGAUGUGAAAGGUGUUUUUGAGAUGUCUCUCUGAAAUAGUCACAUCACAUCUGUUCAUGUUAGGUAAUUAUGGUUAAAAGACUUCUCGUCUAGUCGAUAGAUUUUCGACUAGGAGAAUUCACAAGAGGCA